Myripristis murdjan (pinecone soldierfish) is the source of this 1648-nucleotide messenger RNA. RefSeq lists its product as uncharacterized. The coding region runs from base 255 to 1319 and encodes 354 amino acids. Gene Ontology annotation, molecular function: sequence-specific DNA binding. The transcript is spliced from 3 exons. Lineage: Eukaryota; Metazoa; Chordata; Actinopteri; Holocentriformes; Holocentridae. The record is from RefSeq and is a predicted model, not a curated record.
CAGUUGUCACGUGACGACGGCCCAUCACAGGAGCAACAAACCAACAAAUUCAGCCGUGGCGUGACUGGAGAGUGGAAACCUUCACGGUCCUGGCAACACAUGUUCCAGACUUGUGGUUGUCUGGUCCCAGCGCCGUAGGACACGACUGUACUGGUGCGGCCGCUGCCAGGUCAAGGUUCUAGAGAGGUUUUGCCAGUUGGAGGAAAGUGAGUCGCUUGUGUUAGCUCCUGAGGUGGAAGUGAGGGAUUGUCAACAUGGGAGGCUGUUCGGCUACAGGCUGUUCAAGUCGCAACGAGAAGGGCAAGAAAUUACACUGUUUCCCCCGUGAUCCCGUCAGAAGAGAGAUCUGGGAGAAAAUGGUUGGAAGGCGCAACUGGAAAGCACACGACAGGUCGAGGCUGUGCGAGGACCACUUUGAGGAGUCACAGUAUGAAUCGAGACGCAUGGACAAUCUGCGGAAGUUGAAGCCCAAUGCUAUACCGACCAAGUUCACCCACUUCAAGAAAAAUAAGACUUUACGCCAGAUAGUGGAGAAUUUGACCAAAACGUUGGUGCAGUCUCCUCUGCCAGAGAGACACAGUGUUGAACACUCCUACAGCCAGAGCUCUGAGAAGGGGCCCUCAGAAAAGGAGGACAGUGGAGACGUGCUUUUCAGUAUAGAUGACAGUCCUGGAGAGAACAUACUGAAACCUGAAUCCUUUGGACUCCCUCUACACUGUGUGUUCCUGUGUCCACUGGAUGACGAGGAUCUUACCUCAGCUCAGUGUGAAACUUCAGUGGAACUGCAGUCAAAAGUGGCUGAGGAGCGGCGCGAGUCCACAGGCCCCGUGGAACAAAAUCCUCCACCUAUGGACAGCGCCAACUCUGCAGAUUGUGAAAUAGCACAUCUGAAAGACAUCAUCCGGAAGAAGGACGAGAGGAUAGCCAUGCUCCUCAAAGCCGUCGUCAGUGAAAGGAGAGAGAAACACAAACUGGAGAGAGAGAAACAAAACCUCAUCCAGAACAUUGAGAAAGUGUUCAAUGCCAAUCAGCUCGCAAGGCUCGGGCGAAAGAGUGGCAGAGGGGUGAAGUGGUCCAGUGAGACCAUGGAGAAGGCAAGGCAGCUACGGGCCACAUGUGGAGUUAAGGGAUACAUGUUGCUGAGGGCACAGAAUCAACCACUGCCAUCUUUAAGAUGUCUGAGAAAACUGACCCCUAUGAAGAAAAAAAGACUGGAGCAGGACACCACAGCAGCGGGACAGGCCACCACAGCAGCAGUAGAUUGUUUACAAGCCACUAUUGGUGUAGAUGAUGUCUAUGUAGACAUGGUGAUGCAGUAGACCAGAGCACUUUUAGUGCUACAGGUAUCCUUCAUAAUUUCCGUGACUAUAGCUGACCCUCAGCACGAGUCUUUCCAUUGUCUGGAAAUGUUGAGUCUUGUGCUUGCCAGCAUGAUAAAUGUCCCUGCUGCCCAGUCAGUCCAACUUUGACGUGUGUUCUUGAGUUGGCCAAAAGGAUAGUAUUUUUACCAGAGGUGAAUUUAUCCUACUUCCUCAACUACUUUGGACAAACAGAUCAAAAUGGGGGAAAUGGUGACAGAUAUGCAUUGUACACAAUGUUGGAUGUCUUUUUUUUUUUUUUUUGCCUUAGAAUAAAUUUUGCAAAUUUG